This is a messenger RNA of Drosophila ficusphila, 4635 nucleotides long. RefSeq names its product dipeptidyl peptidase 9. Gene Ontology annotation, molecular function: serine-type peptidase activity; dipeptidyl-peptidase activity. Lineage: Eukaryota; Metazoa; Arthropoda; Insecta; Diptera; Drosophilidae. Bases 600 to 3917 code for a protein of 1105 amino acids. The transcript has 8 exons. The record is from RefSeq and is a predicted model, not a curated record. Gene Ontology annotation, biological process: proteolysis.
UGACCGCAGCACAGGUCCAAAUCAAUCCCGCACGGACACCUAGUAUCGUAUAUCUUUCGUGCAUUCUUUUAAUUUACCUGCAGUUCCGUUCCGAACAACAAAAUUGGAUCAAUCAAUUUGGUUUGAUUUUAGCCCGUUCGCUGGCUCUGUAGAACGAAAAUCGGACAAGAACCGCAGGUGCUUGACUUUUUCUUGAUUAGCCGCACGGUGCGACUUUCACUUUUUACAAUUCGCACAAGAAAAACAACAACAAGGGCAGCCAGCAGCAACAAAAGCAACAACCAAGAAGAGACGACGAAGAGCGAUGAGUGUGGAAAAUACCAGAGCGGACAACAUCAGGCCACAGAGUGCAGCGAGAAUUGUUUAAAAUUGGUGGAUAGUACGGCAAAUGCAAAGCGAAAUAAUAACAAUAACAAACCAGCACAACAGGGCCGCCUGUGUGCGUGAACGGUAGUGUGCGUCCGUGUGUGUCAGAGUUCCAGCGAUAGUGUGUGUGUGAGUACUUUGAGUACAUUUCGGGGCCCUCGAAAAGACUUUGUGUGUGUACGUGGUUUGGAUUGGAUUCGCCAGCGAACUGGGUCAGCUCGUGAAAAUCCAGCAUGGAGAGCAGGACCCAAAUGAACCAAUCAAAUCAGCAACAGCAGCAGCGGAAUAGGCUGCCCUCCUCACCGAGUCCACCUCUCAGCGUAAAUCUCAGUGGCGGCCCGAACGCAAAUACCACAUUAAUGGGCUUGGAGCAGGAUUCAGGGCCUCCGUCGCAGCUGGGCAGGAAUAACAACAACGGCGGAGGAGGGGGACACCAUCGCAGCCACAGCAUUACCAAUGCGGCGGCGACAUCCUUUGUGAAUCUCCUGGACGGAUUUACGGCCCGCGUCUCCACAGCAGUGAGUGUGGCCGGUGGCACGAGCUCCUCCAACAUGCUGAUGGACCGCAGCAGCCAAAGCGCCGCCAGCACACCGGGAUCCACGCACUCUAUUGCCAGCCUUACGAGCAUGGGAUCCCUGGGCACCACCGCCAAUGCCCUUUACUCCUCCAUCGGUAGUGCUCUCAACUCCAUCACCUCGCCCAUCCAAGCCGCGGCUGCAGCGGCCACGGCCACAACCACGGAGGUGGUGGUGGCAGCCGCCUCUGUGAUCACCAACCACCUCAGCUCGCCCACCAGCGGCACUCCGCCGCACGGACUAGAUGCCGACGAGGGCGACGACGAGUGCGACGAUUGUGAGGAGGACGAGGACGAUCCAGUGGACAACGACGGUCACAUUGCCGCGCCCACGCCCAACAAUAGCUGGGCCGAGAACAAGCUAGUCGUGCAGGAGAUGCGCAAGAAGAUGUGCAACCUGUCCUCGAUGGUGCCCACCAACGUGCAGUUUCGCCACCUUUCCGACGGCCGUGCCCGGUGCUACUUCCUGGGAACUCCGCCGCAGAGCUGGGAGACCACGCUGCUCUUCGCAGACAUCAAUCUGCAGCAGUCGGAGGAGCAACAGCUGCUGGUGCAGCGCCUGGAGGCUAGUGAGUCGAGUGUCGGGAGUCCCACUCUGAGUGCAGGAUCCCCAACGAGCAGCGGCCAGCACACGGCCUUUCUCUUCAAUCCUCUGCAAAGGCCUAGGCUCCCUUGGAGCCCGCUGUUGCAGCAGCCUAUUCAAAGCAGUGGCGGCAGCGGAGGCAGUGGAUCGGCCAGUCCAUAUGCCCGCGAGUACCAGCUGCUGCAGGAGCGUAAGCGCCUCUCCACCUGGGGCAUCACUUGCUACGAGCUGCACAAGCCCUCUGGCAAGCUAGUCUUUCCCUGCUUUAACGACCUUUACCAAUGUCUGGACACGGGCUACAAUUCUGGACUGCUGUUCCCCACGCAGCUACGCACCUGCCCACAAUGGACCGCCCUUGACCCGCAGAUUUGUCCCCAAAACUCCGACAUGAUAGCAUACAUCAGCGACUGCGAUCUUUUUGUCACCCACACGCUGAGCGGUCACGAAAAGCGACUUACCUACACCUCAACUGGACGGCACUCUUACGUGGACGAUGCCCUGAGCGCCGGUGUGCCCUCGUAUGUAAUGCAGGAAGAGUUUAGCCGCUACCAGGGCUUCUGGUGGCAGCCACAUUCCAACGACGGCAUCUACCGCAUUGUCUACGAGGAGGUUGAUGAAUCAGAGGUUUCUGUGUACACCUUUCCCUCGUCGACGGCCCAGCACGGCAGAGUGGACGAGUACCGCUUUCCGCGCACCGGCAGUCCCAACGCCAAGUCAAAGCUCAAGCUCGUGCAGUUCGUACUAAACGAGGCACUGCAAGUCAGUGAGAUCGCCAUCAAGGACUUGCCAUACUCCCUGUUGGCCGUCUUCAGCUGGCUGGAGUAUAUUGUUCGCGUCGGAUGGACACCGGAUGCGAAAUACGUUUGGGUGCAGGGACUAGAUCGGAAGCAGCAGCGUCUGGAUGUAAUCCUAAUACCGCUGGAUAACUUCUGCGAGUCCUACAGCAGCCAGGUUUCUACCCCAACGGACUCCAUAGGCGACCACAGCUGGCGCAGCCUGUACAGUCGGACGAUAACACCUCUUCAGGUUAUCUAUACUGAGCGCUCGGAUAGCUGGAUCAACGUGCACGAUAUGCUUCACUUUUUGGAACUGACGGAAACGAGCGUCACUUUUCUCUGGGCAUCGGAAGAGACGGGUUUUCGACACCUGUAUUUGGUCACCGCCAGCCUGUUGCUAACUCAAGCAAACGGCCAAACGGACGCAGGAUCGGCAGCCGCCCAGCCAAGUUUUGUAGAGCCUUCCGCACUGCAGCCGCGCAUCAUAAACAAAGUGGCUUUGACCAGCGGCGAGUGGGAGGUGCUUGCCAGGAAUCUCUGGGUGGACAAGAUUAACAAGCUCGUGUACUUUGUGGGAUUGCGCGAUACGCCGCUGGAGAAACACCUGUACGUUGUCAGUUUAGAUCGGCCCGAACAGCUCCGCCUGCUCACGGAGCCAGGAUACUCCUACCUCGUUGAGUUCGAUGACGAAUGCCAAUUAAUGCUGCUGGUUUAUUGCAACAUCCAGCGACUGCCAAGCUGCAAGGUGAUGCGCGUUAAUCAGACGUGCUCAAACGGCGGGGUCAAUGGCAUCCAGAUUUCGCUAGUUGGCUAUCUUCACGAAGGCGGAAAGCCGGAGCCGCAGUACUGCCCGCAAAUUUUCAGGCCCCAGCUACCGUCGGGAGAUAUCGUUUAUGCCAUGGUCUUUAAGCCGCACAACUUCGAGCUGGGUGUCAAAUAUCCCACGGUGCUUAACGUUUAUGGCGGACCCGAGGUGCAGACCGUUAACAACACAUUUAAGGGAAAACAUCAAUUACGAAUGCAUAUGCUGGCUGCCCAGGGAUAUUGCGUCAUUUGCAUCGACUCGCGAGGAUCGCGACAUCGUGGCAAGCGGUUUGAGAGCCACAUCCGCGGUCGAAUGGGUCAGGUGGAGCUGACUGACCAGGUGGACGCCCUGCGCAUCUUGGCCGACCAACUGGGCUACAUUGAUAUGAACCGCGUGGCGAUUCAUGGAUGGUCCUACGGCGGCUAUCUAAGCUUAAUGGGCCUGGUUCAGUAUCCGAAAAUCUUCAAAGUAGCCAUUGCCGGAGCGCCGGUCACCAACUGGGAGUAUUACGACACGGGCUAUACGGAGCGAUACAUGGAUCUGCCUCAGAACAACGAGGCCGGCUACUCGGCCGGAUCGGUGCUCGAAUACGUAAACGCUUUUCCAGAAGAGGACAAGCGUCUGCUGCUAAUUCACGGCCUGAUUGACGAGAACGUGCACUUCUGCCACACUUCCCGACUGAUCAGCGCUUUGAACAAGGCCAAUAAGCCGUACGAGGUGCAUUUGUUCCCGGAAGAGAGGCAUUCGUUGCGAAAUCUGGAAUCGAAUAAAAAUUACGAAACGAAAUUACUAUCAUUCUUGCAAAACUUAUGAGAUUCGUAAGGUUCGACGGCCAAAACAAGAUAAGGCAAAACAACUAGCCCCGUUCCCGCCCUCGCCCCUUUGCAAUAGUUCAUCAUUGUCUUUGUUUUUAUUUAACUUUUUGUUGUUCAAAAAUUGUUUUUAUUAGAUAAAGAAAAUGAGAGCAAAAGAAAUUUGUAUCAUACUUUAGCAUACUUAAUUUAUAAACAUACGCAGUUGUAAGUAUAAUGGAAAGAUGAAUGAAUGAACGUUUUUCCUACCUCCAGCCCCCUGUGUAGACACUUCAGACCAAUCAGCUUACUGUUAUUAAUUUAUACUUUAUGAUUUCUCCCAACACACCGUACACUUAAUUAUUGUAAUUGUUUUUAAUUUGCACAAAUGUAUAUUUCUCCUAUCUCUAAUUAUAAGUUGUGUUUUAGAGCGUCUGUACGAAUAUGUGUGAUUGUCCCCCAAAAAUAGAAAAACCUUAAACUUGUCAUGCCUAUGGGGCAGGCCAUCAAUUAAAGUUAGUUCUACGCAUGCAUAUAAAUAUAUAUCUCUUCGAUAAAACAUUAGCAAGACAAAUACAUAUUUGAAUGAGUUUUUAGAAAUACACGUUUGGCUGAAGCAACAAAAAACUGAAUAUAAUUAAAAAUUAAUUACGCCUAUAAAUAAUCAUUAGUUUUACAAAUGAUACAUGCAAAACUAUAUAUAUAUUUUGUUUAACAAUUAAAUAAACAGUUGUGUGUAU